Messenger RNA from Porites evermanni, 1649 nucleotides. The record is from the annotation of a GenBank genome assembly. NCBI's taxonomy places the organism in Eukaryota, Metazoa, Cnidaria, Anthozoa, Scleractinia, Poritidae.
AUCGACUUGACGUUACAAACUAGUGGGAGCCGGCAUCGCGUGACCGGUCUCAUUUGCGCUGCCUUGUUUAAAGAGCAAAACACGACACAAUUUAGCAUGGCAAGUUUCCCUACGAUUCAGGUGACAGAAGGCGAAUGGACAUCACCAAAACAGUGGAAAGUUUUGGGCGUGAAAAUUCCACACUUUUUCUCUAAAGAUCCAGCGAGGCUAGCCGACUAUAUUACCAGGUUCGAGACUCGACCAGAGGAUAUUUUCGUGGUGACUUAUCCUAAGUCAGGUUGGUUCCUCUUUUGAUGCCAUCAUUUUGUAAAUCAGUUAUUUUAAGAAAAUUAGGUGCUCCUGUCACGACAACUGUUCAGUACAAUUUGCUGGCCCAUGCACAUUACGUUGUCCUUUAUUUCUUUUAACCUUGCAUCCUGUGAUGAAACGCACUGAAACGUUUCUUUUCUAGAAGAUUUGACCCUGCAUCAGCUUGUUGCCAAGUUCUUUGUAAAGGCAGGCUAAAAAGAAAUGACAGAACGCUCAGAACAGACAAGUUGUGUACACACGCUAAGAUUGUCUUGUGACUGACUGCAUAAUUUCUCUAGUCAGUGUCAAGUCUGCGAAAUUAGUACUUUGCUUUCAUCUUUCAACGUUUUCAGUUAUAUAUAGCGAGCUCAGUCCACACCGAAGCGAUAUAUUGAAAUCAUAAUACUGAUCCUAUGUGAAUCAUAGCGAGAGAGAGUGUUUGUUUUGUCCUUGGAGAGCUUUUACACCACUAAUCGACGGAUAAUUGUAGAAGUUUCUUGCGUGUUCUUGGACAUUUUCUGAUUAAUUAAACUCGGUCUUAAAGAGGCUGUGUCACGGCAGUCCAGUUCAUUUGCCGAUUACUCGCCCUCAAUCGCUAUGGAACUUAAAGUAUGCAAAUAAAUUACAAGAAAAUGACAAAAUCAGAGGUCCGAGACAAACAAAAAUGUCUCCUGAGCAUUGUUUUUGAAGUUGCAAGCAGCAGGGAUCAACUCUGAAAAACUGCUAAUAGGCUGAACAGUUUUCAAAGACCGUAUUCAGUCCGUUUCAAUCUUCUUCACUUUUGCCCAUCCAUGGCAUCUGUUGUUUCGGUUAUGUUAACCUUCCUUUAAAGUUUUAAGCGGUUAUUUUUAUGUCUCUCUUAAUUUAACGGGCAUUUUGUAAUUUCCUAAUUUGGCUGAAUUUGGUGACACAGCUCCUUUAAUGGGGUUAACUGGCAGCCGUCAAAAGGCCUAUAAUUUAACCGUCAGCCGUCAAAAAAGGUUAUAAAGUUUAAUUUUUACCGUCGACCGUCAAAAGUGAAAACUCGUCGUUCGUGGUUUAUACUUUUUAAACAACAACGUUUUCUUUAAUCAGGUAUAUUCUAGUUGCAGAGGCCGUGUUUUUUAAAGUCCUGAGACUGAGAAUUUUGCAGCUGUGAAGGCUACGCUCAUUCUGUUCCGACAACUCCCCGUUCUGUAUUGUGUGUAAGCUACUAUUCCUCUCAUCGAUCACUUGUUACAAUGAUUUUUAAAUUUUCAGGAACAACGUGGGUACAUGAAAAAUUGUCUGGCAAAUCCACAAUAAAGGAGCUAUCAGCAGUGAAAAGCAAGGUUUGCGAGUGCCUUUUCUUGAAGUCACUGCGACCCACGAAAAGCUUGUAG